Molecule: messenger RNA, 1952 nt
Organism: Thalassophryne amazonica
Lineage: Eukaryota; Metazoa; Chordata; Actinopteri; Batrachoidiformes; Batrachoididae
Product: breakpoint cluster region protein-like
Exons: 2
Coding region: 549-1952 (467 amino acids)
Biological process (GO): positive regulation of GTPase activity; signal transduction; protein phosphorylation
Cellular component (GO): membrane
Molecular function (GO): GTPase activator activity; protein serine/threonine kinase activity
Source: RefSeq, a predicted model, not a curated record
GAACUUUGGUCUGAUCAGAGUAUAGAAAAAGUGACGGAAGAGGAGCUGUUAAAAAGGGUGUGACGUGAGAAUGAGGUGAAAAUCAAAUCUGCUCCACCGACGAAGGAUUUUGGAUGAAGGAGAAGCUCCGCGUUUUUCUCUGUUUAUCCGCAUUAUUUCAGCCUGUUAUCAGUUUUUUUUUGUUUGUUUGUUACUGUUUUGCUUAUUGAAACCGCAUUUAAAGGGAAUCCUCGGUGUUCCCGAAGACAGGAGGAUUAAAUUCCCAGCCGUGUAGCUCCACCUCUUCGUGGUGUCGUUGAGGAACCAAACAGCAGCAGGACGCACAGGAUCUCCAAAGAGCGCACAGACCGGCAAAGUGCUGUUGGAUUUUCCUCUGAAGGAGUGAAAACGUUCCACCCUGGGAUCCUGCCGUAAGUUAAGUAAAGGCAACGUAUUUGCGAAGCACUUUGUUUUAUGUCGUAGUUGCAAAAUGAAAGGUGUAAAUGAGAGACAGCUGAGCCACUUUUGUGCUCCUGUUUGACUGAAUGUUGUCCGUCUGAGUGGGAACCAUGGUGGAACCGGUGGGAUUUAUGGAUGCGUGGAGAGCCCAGUUCCCUGAGUCCGAUCCACCUUGCAUGGAGCUGAACUCGCUGGGAGACAUUAAGCAGGAGCUGGAGAAAUGCAAAGCGUCCGUCAGGCACUUGGAAAAAGAGGUCAACAAGGAGCGUUUCCGGAUGAUCUACCUCCAGACUCUGCUUGCCAAGGAGAGGAAGUCUUAUGAUGGGGAGCGAUGGGGCUUUAAAACACCAGCUCAGACUGAUGAUGGGGACUUGAUCCCGAGUGGCACAGACCAUCAAAGAUCAAGCUCAGGUGGAGCAUCCAGGUGGAAACCACAUCCCGAAGAAGUUGAUGCUGCAUCCCCCAAACAGAAGGCCGGCGUGAUACUGGUCCACCAAGAGGCAGACACAUCUGAUGUCCCGGUGGGUUUGGGCUCGGUGGCGGCUCUAAGAUCCAACUUUGAGCGCAUCAGGAGGGCCAACUCUCACACAGCUGGGGAUAGCAGAGGGUUACUGGUGACUGGCGCUCCACAGAAACCUUUCUAUGUGAACAUGGAGUACCAUCAUGAGCGAGGGUUGGUCAAAGUUAAUGACAGGGAAGUCUCGGACAAGAUCAGCACCCUUGGGUGUCAGGCCAUACAGAUGGAGCGAAAACGGUCCCUGCACUCCCUGCCGGGGAACCUGUCAGUUGCCACAGGGGACCUCAGCAAGUCUGUGCAGAGAGGACGAGCCACAGAGGGUAACUACAGCCACAAUGGGUCAUAUGAAGACACAGAGGUCAUCCCACCCUUCUUGAAAGAGAGCAUUGGGACCCAAUCCACUGGGACAAAGUCUGAGCGACAGCUGGUAGAGUGCCAGCCGUACACCAGUGUGUAUGUUGGGGGAAUGAUGGCAGAAGGAGAUACCCGAAUCAUCCACAUUAAAGACCACAGCAUCGAAGAGGAUCCACACCUCACCUGGCCCAGGCGCUCCUACUCACCUGGCAGCUUUGAUGACAUAGGAGGUGGCUACACUCCAGAUUGUAGCUCUAAUGAGAACCUGACAUCCAGCGAAGAUGACUUCUCCUCGAGCCAGUCCAGCCAUGUGUCUCCCAGUCCCACCACCUGCCAGAUGUACAGGGAGAAAAGCCGCUCACCCUCUCAGCAUUCCCAGCAGUCCUUUGAGAGCAGCAGCCCUCCCACACCCCUAUCCCAAAAACACCUGAAGCAGCAGGUGAUGGUUUCUGAGGCCUCUGUGAUCACGGCCCAUAAAUCAGGCCAGAUUUGGCCCAGUGAUGGGGACUCCACCACAUCCUGCAGGACCUCUCAGGACAACAGCGUUCAAGGAGAUCUGGGUAGGUCUGCAAGACACAGUGCAAUUAAAGGAAUAUUGUUUCACUCACAGCUUCAAAAAAGAGAAGAAGGUUUUGAUGUAUAA